AUGACUAAUUCACAAAUAUAUUCUGCAACAUAUUCUAAUGUUCCAGUAUUUGAAUUCGUAACCCCCGAGGGGCCGAUAAUGAGAAGGAAACAAGAUUCAUGGAUAAAUGCCACUCAUAUAUUAAAAAUUGCUAAAUUUCCAAAGGCAAAACGUACAAGAAUAUUAGAAAAAGAUGUUCAAACUGGAACUCAUGAAAAAGUUCAAGGAGGUUAUGGAAAAUAUCAAGGAACUUAUGUACCAUUAGAUUUAGGAUCAGAAAUUGCAAAGAAUUUUGGAGUUUUUGAAAUUUUAAAGCCGAUUUUUGAAUUUAAAUAUAUUGAAGGUAAAUCAGAAACUCCACCUCCAGCUCCAAAACAUAAUCAUGCUUCUGCUUUAAAUAUAGCGAAACGUCAAGCUAAUCCAUCAUCUUCUAAUAGUUCAAAAUCAUCUACAUCAACUACUGUAAAAAGAACAAGAAAUGCAACUCCUAAUGUAACAGUAUUACCAGGUGAACCUGCUAAAAAAAGAGGUCGUCCAAAACGAGUAUCAUUAUCUUCAAAACCAAGUUUAAAACAUUCAGAUACAACUCCAAUAGAACCAGGACCAAAUGUAGGAACGUUUAAUACUAAUUCAAAAGUUUCAUUUACAGUACCUGCUCCAGCAUCUUUAUCAAGACAAGAUACUGAACAAGAUGCUUUACAAAUAAUGAGUAGUAAUAUGAAUCUUAAACAUGAAGAUUUGGAAUUAGUUGAAAGUGAUGAUGAUGAUGAAGAUGAAGAUGAUGAAGAUGCUCAACAUGGACUUCAUCAUCGUCGUAAUGGAUUACUUAAUGGAGAUAAUGAACCGUUAAGAAUAGAUUCUCAAAUGGGAGAUGAUUUACUUGGUAGUAAAGAAUUAUUUGGAACAUCAAGAGAUUCAUUUGAAAGAGUUCAUCAUAACUAUAAUAAUAAUCAUAAUAAUGGUAAUCAUAAUUCACGUAUUAAUGGUCAUCAAGAUUCAUAUAAUUUUUCACAAUAUCAUACUCAUACUCCAGGAAUAUCUGCUAGUCAACAACCAGUUAAUACCUAUGAUCUGGUAUACAUAGAAUAUUUUUCUGAGUUGUUAUCUUAUUUUACAGAUGAUUCUAAGAUACGAUCUAAUGUAAUUCCAAAUAAGAUUCUUAAUCCUCCUACUCCUUAUUCUAAAAUUAAUAUUAAUCAACCAAUAGAUAACGAGGGAAAUACAUUAUUUCAUUGGGCUUGUUCUAUGGCAAAUAUUCAAAUGAUUGAAUUCUUAAAAGGAACGUUUGGUAUUAGUUCAGAAAUUAGAAAUAGACAAGGUGAAACUCCAUUAAUGUUUUUAGUUAAAUUUGUUAAUUCUUAUCAAUUAAAGAAUUUCCCAUCUAUAUUACAAAUAUUAUUGGAAUCAAUUUUAUUGGUUGAUAAUUCUAAUAAAACUGUAUUACAUCAUAUUUGUUCUAUAGAAAAUGAUAAAAAACAUAAAGAAAGAUUUGCAAGAUAUUAUAUGGAAUCAUUAUUUGAUAAAAUUAUAGAAGCAUCUGAUGAUGGAGAAGGAGAAGAUAAUAGUAAUGAUAAUAUAGCAAUUGAUAAGAAAGAUGUUAUAUCAAAAUUUAUAAAUCAUCAAGAUUCUGAUGGUAAUACAGCCUUUCAUAUUGCUGCCUAUAAUUUGAAUAAAAAAUGUAUUAAAGUAUUCAUAAGUUAUCAUAAAUAUAUUGAUUUUUCUUUAAAAAAUCUUGUUUCUUAUACUGUGGAAGAUUAUUUGGCUGCUCAUAAUUAUGUAUUAAAAUUAGAUGUUGAAGAAAAUGAAGAUGAACAAGGUAAUUUACAAGUUGAUAAUGAUGAUUUAGGAGGAGCUAUAAGUUCUCAAAGUUUUGAAAGUCAAUUAUAUUAUUCAAAAAUGGCUAUAAGUUUACAAAAUACUACUUCAAACAUAAUAACAGAAAAAUUAACUGAAUUAGCCUAUACCAUUGAUAAGGAAUUAAAUGAAACUGAUCAAUCAAUUUUAAGUCUCUUUAAAGUAUUAAAGACUCUUAAUGAGGAAAAAUUAGAGAGUCAAAAAGUAAUAUUAUCUAUAUUUAAAUUAGAUUAUUUACUUGAUGAAGAUGAAUCACGAGUAGAUAAUUCUCAAGAAUUUUCUAUUGAUCAUAAAAAGGAUCAAAUUAUUCAAGAUGAAAUUCAUAGAUUAGUUAAUGAUUUAAGUUAUUCAUAUCUACAAAAACGAGAAAGCUUUGAAAAGUUAUUGAAGAUUUACCAACAAAAUAUAUUCAAUACGGCAUUGGCAUUAUCGGAAGAGAUCAUUAAGAAAAAGGAUUUAAUAGACAAGAUUAGUCAGCUAGAGGCUGAUUUCCCAUUAAACCAAACUGAUAAAGAAAAUAAUACUUCGACUGAUUCAUCUAUUAACAGUAUAGAUAAUUCACUUGUAAAGAAGUAUGCUCUAUUAAUUUCCAAAUGUGCUGGACUUAAUCAAUCAGACGUCGAAAAGAACAUUGAUGAGAUUGAGAAGUCUCUAAUGAAAUCUAAAUGAGAGUCUAUAUUACUCUAUAUUACGAACUGUAUAAUUCUAAAUAAAUUUAAUAUGUACGAGAUACCGUAAAAUAUAUACUAUAACAAUAGCCCUGCCCCU
Molecule: messenger RNA, 2601 nt
Organism: Scheffersomyces amazonensis
Lineage: Eukaryota; Fungi; Ascomycota; Pichiomycetes; Serinales; Debaryomycetaceae
Gene: MBP1
Product: transcription factor
Exons: 2
Coding region: 1-2502 (833 amino acids)
Cellular component (GO): MBF transcription complex; SBF transcription complex
Molecular function (GO): protein binding; DNA binding; transcription regulator activity
Source: RefSeq, a predicted model, not a curated record